AUGCGAAACGCACCGCGGGUAGCUUCUCUUUGCACUAAAGAGGAAGAAAAAGGGAUCGUUGAUAUUCGUCUCAAACUGCAGAACACCCUCAAAACAGAGCUAGGCAACCUCACUGACGUCACAGUUAGGGGACGAUGUGAAAGGGCACUCUCCGUCAAUAAUAAAACAAGAAGUGCUUCAUGCAAAGAAGACUGCAGCGACGAUGAUUUGAUAGCUACACAUCGCUUCUAUAUUGCAUUUGAAAACAGUAACUGUAACGACUACAUUACGGAAAAGUUCUUCUACCGGGUUUCGCAGUUACUUGUACCGGUUGUGUUUAAAAGACGAAUCUAUGAAGAUGCAGGCAUUCCACCACACUCAUUCAUUGCGGUAGAUGAUUACAAAUCACUGAAAGAUUUGGCGAGAUACUUGGACUUCUUGCUCAAAAACGACACCGAGUAUCUGAGGUACUUCGAAUGGACCGAACAUUUUCGGAGGCCAGACAAAUAUGAAAGCAAUGCACUAUGCAAACUGUGCGAAGACAUCUACAAUGGUGAGACGGUAGAGGUGCACGACAUCAAGAAGUACUAUGAAGCAAAUCAGUGUAUCUAG
Strongylus vulgaris is the source of this 591-nucleotide messenger RNA. Lineage: Eukaryota; Metazoa; Nematoda; Chromadorea; Rhabditida; Strongylidae. The record is from the annotation of a GenBank genome assembly.